Ilyonectria robusta is the source of this 1574-nucleotide messenger RNA. RefSeq names its product putative threonine--tRNA ligase. The record is from RefSeq and is a predicted model, not a curated record. The coding region runs from base 72 to 1574 and encodes 500 amino acids. The transcript has a single exon. Lineage: Eukaryota; Fungi; Ascomycota; Sordariomycetes; Hypocreales; Nectriaceae. Gene Ontology annotation, molecular function: ATP binding; threonine-tRNA ligase activity. Gene Ontology annotation, cellular component: cytoplasm. Gene Ontology annotation, biological process: threonyl-tRNA aminoacylation.
GUCGUCAAGAUUGGCGAUCGCUUCAUGCCCCGUCAUUGCAACAUUGGCCGCCAUUGUGGUCCAACUUGACAAUGAUACGCUCACGAACCGCCCGGUUGGCACUCCCGGCCUUACGAAGAAGCCAAUGGACGUGUCCAGCUUGUCUGUCCUCGCGCCGCCCCUACUCCCAGAAGCCCGACCAGCGCGAACCACCUGAUCAUCGCAAACUUGGCCUCCAGCAAGAACUCUUCAUCAGCUCCCUCUACAGCCCCGGAUCUCCCAUAUUCCUCCCAAAUGGCGCCCGAAUAUUCAACCGAUUGGUGGAUUUUUUGAGGAAGCAAUACGUGCGGUAUGGAUUCGAGGAAGUCAUCACCCCCACCAUCUACAAGAAGUCGCUUUGGGCCAGGUCAGGGCAUUUGCAGAACUAUGCGGACGACAUGUACUCGGUGACAGGGAAUACGCCGCAGCCGAAUGCAGACCAUACGGGGUGCUGCGAUGGAGAUCACGCCAACACGGCCAAGGCGGAGGAAGAGGAAGAAGGCGACUAUGGCUUGAAACCCAUGAACUGCCCCGGCCAUUGCCUGAUUUUCGCUUCAAAACGACACAGCUAUCGAGACCUUCCUAUCCGCUACGCAGACUUCAGCCCGCUGCACCGAAAUGAGACCUCGGGAUCGCUGAGCGGAUUGACUCGAGUGCGUCGCUUCCACCAAGACGACGGACACAUCUUCUGCCGGCCGAGCCAGGUCGAGGAGGAGAUCAAGAAGACCCUGGACUUUGUCAAGGUUGUCUAUACUGUGCUGCGAUUUGGUGUGGGCUACCGACUGGCACUCUCUACACGACCAAAGGAUCAUUACAUCGGCACCGAGGAGGAGUGGUCGCGAGCCGAGGACUCCCUGAAACGAGCCCUGGAUGCGUCGGGCAUGGAUUGGGGUGUGAAGGAAGGCGACGGUGCCUUCUACGGACCCAAGAUUGACAUCAUUCUCAAAGACUCCGACGGCAAGGAGCACCAGACGGCCACGAUUCAGCUCGACUUCCAGCUCCCCAAGCGCUUCGAGCUCGAGUACCAAGCCCCGGCCCCCGAGUACGAAGCCCGCGGCGAGACCACCGAGGAUCCGGUACUGCUGGCCGAGUACGGCCCCGUCCGGCCAGUCAUGAUCCACCGUGCCGUCCUGGGCUCCGUGGAGCGUCUCAUGGCACUCCUGAUUGAGAAAUAUGACGGCAAGUGGCCGUUCUGGCUCAACCCACGCCAGGCAAUCGUCCUCACCGUCAACACCUCCACGCCUGUGCUGGACUGGGCCGAGGAAGUUCGCGACGUGUUGGUGGGCCAGAACAAGAAGGUCUACGAACAGCUUGAAGCUGGGUCACUCCCUGCACAGGGCGAUGUCCUGCGGCCGACCGGGCUGGCCGUGGAUGUGGACACGACGGCGAGGUCCCUCGGCGCCAAGAUCAGGGAGGCGCGUAAGAACGGCUACGGCCAGAUCCUGGUGGUCGGAGACGAGGACGUCAAGAACAAGCAGGUUGCAUUGGGCAAGGAACGGAUGUCUCCCGAAGAGUUGCGCGAGCGCUUGCGAGGCAUGGUGGAUACAUUUGCGUAG